AUGUCCUCUGAGGUUUGGCCUUCCGGGUGGUCUGGGAGCCGCGUGGUCGAGGUGCACAAAAACAAGGGCUCCAAGCACAUCUGCGACGUAUACCAGGGCAUCCACCUCGACAACCGUUUGAGCAAGGGCUUGAAAGAAAUCCUGAACGACGACAUCAAGCCAAUGUAUGAGGCCAGGAUGCCUUCGUGUCAGAUUGGCGCUGUGUCUCGACGCGGCACCGACUUCGCGUCUCACGUGGUCCCCACUUUUAUCGAUUACUGCAAGCUUCUACAGCUGUGCACGUUCAUCCUCUAUAUGGACUGGUCGAAGGCCUUCGACAAGGCUCUGCGCGAACUUGUUGUGGGCAUCCCAGCGGAGUGCGAUAGCCCCACAGUGCUUCGCGAAAUUCGGCCAGCAGGAGCACCAGGUGUCUUGGCUCCUGGAGUUCGUCUCCGUCCUCGGCCCUCUGAUGCAGCAGUGGGGCGUCCCCGCCAAGGUCGUGCGAUUCGUCAAAAACCUCCACGCCAGGAGUUGGCUUAG
This is a messenger RNA of Prorocentrum cordatum, 519 nucleotides long. The record is from the annotation of a GenBank genome assembly. NCBI's taxonomy places the organism in Eukaryota, Dinophyceae, Prorocentrales, Prorocentraceae.